AUGGACAGUACAGAUCAUAGCAACGGCGACGACGUCUUGUUCGAUUCAAUGUCCGACCAGGUUGCCGAUUCUGAUCUUCCUCAAAGGAUUUUUAGUCCUGAACAAGUGCCCAUGGAAGAUCGUGUCAACAUUUACCAGAAGAUGACCAUCAUCAGCGACAUAGAUGCCGCUUUGAACCAGUCUGAGAGAGAAUUCUUGAAAACAUCUCAGUUCGGAAAACUGUUCGACUUCGCACAUCAGCCGGCGUGGUCCGGCGCAUUUAGACUGUUUGCUUUAACCAGAUUGUUAGACGUUAAGAAGGAGAACGAGAUUUGGUUGGUGUUUGCAGGAAAACCAAUAAGAUUUUCAAUUAGAGAGUUCAAGAUUGUAUCCGGAUUGAAUUGUGGGAAAUAUCCGUCGACACAGAAGAAAAAAAGAAGACCUCAUGUUGUACCAGAGUUUUUCAAGACACUAUUUGGCGACGAGAAGGAAGUCCCUGUUGAACGGCCCAUCGAGAUUGUGCAGAAAAAAACUGCUCUGGAUUCCCAGCUGAGGCUGUGUUACGCGUGCCUUGCAAUAGUGGAUGCAUUUCUCGUCCCUUCAGUUCAUUUUAGUCGUUCUAAGGUGAGCAUGGAUCAUGCCGAGAUGGUUGAAGACCUAGAUGCAUUUCUUCAAUACCCAUGGGGAAGGUUAUCAUUCGAUGUGAUGAUGAAUUCUAUAAAAGGUAGGAAUUUAUCUCAGAUUCUGACUGCGACAAUUACUGUGGGGGGACUAUUUCCAGCUUUACAAAUGGUGGUUUUAGAAGCAGUUCCGUCCAUUCAAGACGAUGAUGAAUCUUCUGAUGAUGAGGUAAGUAGUCCUUCACGGGUUGCAUCUCGUGGUCGUCCCCAGAAAGUUCAGCUACAACUUAACAAAGCGAGGGUGCUCGACGAAGAGGAGAAGAUAGACAUGGUGGAACCCGACAAAAAUUUUGAAUUCGACAAUGAGCAAGAGGAUCUGUCUUGGAGUGAAGACGAACCGGAUGAGAGGGUUGAUCAUAUGAAUACGCUUAUCAACCAAGGAUUUGAAUUUAAGUCUAACAUGUUUGGUCCUGGUCUUGAUCCUGAAUCGUUAGUGGCCCGAACAAGUUCUCGCAGGGGUGGUCAAAAAGCAAAGGUAGCGGCAGCAAAGAAAGGCAGGGGUAAGAUGAGAAAGUCUAGUAGACGUCGUACAACCGCAACGGUGGCGCCUACCAAUGAGAAAGUAGUGGGUCUCACGGAGGAGAAAAUGAAGGCACUCGUUUUAAAGAUUGUUCAGGACAACAACAGGAAGAUUGAACGAUUGUUAGCAGAUAAAAAUCAGACAAUCAUCAACAGUAUAACUCAGUGGUUUCUUGAUAACGCAGUUAUCGAUCGCGAAAUGAAUGCUGGUCCAUCUUUCUCGGGGUUAAGCGCUGGGAGAACGAGGUCUCGGCAGCAACAGGCUGCGCCUAGUGGCAACCGGUUGCUUCACCACCAAAUGUCCCUCAACACCGAGUAA
This is a messenger RNA of Eutrema salsugineum, 1497 nucleotides long. RefSeq lists its product as uncharacterized. Bases 1 to 1497 code for a protein of 498 amino acids. The record is from RefSeq and is a predicted model, not a curated record. The transcript is spliced from 4 exons. NCBI's taxonomy places the organism in Eukaryota, Viridiplantae, Streptophyta, Magnoliopsida, Brassicales, Brassicaceae.